AUGCGCAGACUUCCCCCCUUCAACAGCCUUAUGGGCGCAGACCCAUCCCUUGACAGUCAGCACUGCUUCGAAACCUCCUGGCUCCUCCCACCACUGGCCUACGCUAUUUUCCGCGGUGCGAUUGCGCUCUACAUCUUCGUGACCAUCUUCUUCAUCUGGGGCUGGGACGGCACCCAUGGCAACCGCGAAGCUAUCGGCCAAUCCUUCAGCUACUUCACCUGGCUGACAUACUGGGGUCUGGGCUUCUACCACAUUUUCGCAUGCAUCCACACCACCCUCUAUGCGCUGACCGGUCGCUCGGUGCUCUUCGAUCGCUGGCCCCGUGGCCUGCGCGCCCUCCACAGUCUCUACUAUACGACUAUCACGACGUUCCCAUUUCUCGUGACGAUCGUUUUCUGGGCGAUUCUGCACCCUUCUUGGUUCGACGUGACUUUUAAUGCCUGGUCGAAUCUCUCCCAACACGGCCUUAACUCUCUCUACGCCCUUCUAGAAAUCAUCCUCCCGGCUACCAACCCGCACCCGUUGAUGACCUUCCCGUUCCUCGUGCUUCUGCUCCUCCUUUACGUCUCUCUCGCCUAUUUGACGUUUCAUACUCAGGGAUUCUACACGUAUUCCUUCUUGGAUCCUGGUGUGAACGGGGAGAAGAGUGGCAAGGUCGCUGCUUAUUGUUUUAUCAUUCUUGCGGCAAUCGUGAUUAUCUUCGGCAUUACCUGGGGUGUUAUAUGGUUGAGGAGGAAGCUGACGGGAGGUAAGGUGAAGCGGUCGAGGUUUGAUCAUGAGAGGCCGAUUGAGAUGCGGGAGACUGAGGUUUAG
Aspergillus oryzae RIB40 is the source of this 813-nucleotide messenger RNA. RefSeq lists its product as uncharacterized. The record is from RefSeq and is a predicted model, not a curated record. Gene Ontology annotation, cellular component: membrane. Bases 1 to 813 code for a protein of 270 amino acids. NCBI's taxonomy places the organism in Eukaryota, Fungi, Ascomycota, Eurotiomycetes, Eurotiales, Aspergillaceae. The transcript has 2 exons.